Molecule: messenger RNA, 1350 nt
Organism: Peronospora matthiolae
Lineage: Eukaryota; Oomycota; Peronosporomycetes; Peronosporales; Peronosporaceae
Source: the annotation of a GenBank genome assembly
AUGUCGCGCAAAGGACUCAAGGGCAGCAGUACCAUCGGUGGCAAUGACGUGCUGACUAUCGACCAGCUGCGCCACCAGGACGACUGGGUGCUGGACACGGAACGGUACCGCUGUCACGUCUGCACGCGCAACUUUACACGCUUUCGGCGAAAACACCACUGUCGCAAGUGUGGCGAAGUAGUGUGUGGCAACUGUACGCUGAAGAAAGAGGCAGAGCUACCUGUUAUUGGUCGCUCCCUUGUUCGAGUGUGUAUGUCUUGUAUCCUGUCGCACGCCAACAGCCAGGCCAAUCCACAAGCGCCACCUGCUGCUCCUACGUCUGGCUCAGCUGGCACAGCUACGUCGCCUCCGCCGCGCGAAGAGCAUUGGGAGGCGCAGAACUUUCACUCGCCUACGGGAAAUUCAGAGGGUGAUUUGUCGCACUUCUCGCGCGAUUACCAGCAGCCUGACUUCGAUUACCCGCUCGACUUUAGCUGGGACCACCCGUGGCCCAAGCCCCCGAUUGUACCGGGUGAGUCUGACCGCCUCGAAGUUCUCCGUGGGUUUGACAUCAUGGAUACGCCUAGUGAAGACGUGUUUGAUAUUAUCUGUGACCUUGCGAGCAAUGCUCUCAAGAGCCCAAUCGCGGCUGUGAGUCUGCUGGACGAGGACCGCGAGUGGUUCAAGGCUAGCGUUGGCCUCGCACAGAACGAAGUGCCGCGGUCUGUAUCUUUCUGCGCGCACGCCAUCAUGUCCAAGGAGCCGAUGGUCGUUAUGGACACUCUACUGGACAAGCGAUUUGCAAAGAAUCCGCUGGUGACGGGUGCGGCGAAGAUCCGGUUUUAUGCUGGAGCACCGAUUUGUACGCCGUCCGGCCACCUGCUCGGAACAGUGUUUGUGUUCGAUACGCAGCCGCGUAAUACGUGCGAUAUUGCAACGCUCGAAAAGCUAUCGAACGUGGCGAUGAAGAAUCUGGAGGACCGCAAGAACGCGGUGGCCACGCCUCUUGAUAAUGGUGAAGCGGUGGAAGUUGUUGAUGAUGACAUGCACCAGGGAGAAAAUAUGAAGCGCACCGCUGAGCCGCUCCGGGGAUCAGGAUAUGGAAUCGCGAACCAAGUUGUGGCUCAACCGGUUUCUGGGACGUCGCAAGAUCUCGUAGCAGCUAACACUGGCGAUGGUCAAGUGACGGCAGGUCCGAAGAUGGAGACGAUGCUCAUGGAUCUGCUAUGCCGCACUACUGAAACUCAGCAGCAGUUAGCAACACAGCAGGGAGCAAUGUUCCAUACACUAGGUCAACACACUGCUGAUAUCGACAAGUUGGCGACAGCGAUGGCGCGAAUGGAGGCAAAAUUAGACGCGAUGGUGGAAUAA